Stegodyphus dumicola is the source of this 2471-nucleotide messenger RNA. Its product is annotated as tubulin alpha-1A chain. The record is from RefSeq and is a predicted model, not a curated record. Gene Ontology annotation, cellular component: microtubule. Gene Ontology annotation, molecular function: GTP binding; structural constituent of cytoskeleton. Gene Ontology annotation, biological process: microtubule-based process. Lineage: Eukaryota; Metazoa; Arthropoda; Arachnida; Araneae; Eresidae.
GAAUGCAUCAGCGUCCACGUUGGCCAGGCCGGAGUCCAGAUCGGCAACGCCUGCUGGGAACUAUACUGUCUGGAGCACGGAAUACAGCCGGACGGACAAAUGCCCAGCGACAAAACGCUCGGAGGAGGAGAUGACUCUUUCAACACAUUCUUCAGUGAAACAGGCGCUGGGAAACAUGUGCCAAGAGCUGUCUUCGUGGACUUAGAACCCACUGUCGUAGAUGAAGUUCGGACAGGCACGUAUAGGCAGUUGUUUCACCCCGAACAGCUGAUCACAGGCAAAGAAGAUGCAGCCAAUAAUUAUGCGAGAGGCCAUUAUACCAUUGGAAAGGAGAUCGUCGAUUUGGUUCUGGAUAGGAUCCGGAAGCUCGCGGACCAAUGCACUGGCCUCCAGGGUUUCCUGAUCUUCCACAGCUUUGGCGGAGGUACUGGAUCUGGAUUCACUUCCCUCCUUAUGGAAAGAUUAUCCGUUGAUUACGGGAAGAAAUCAAAACUUGAAUUCUCCAUUUAUCCUGCACCUCAAGUUUCAACAGCAGUAGUCGAGCCCUAUAAUUCCGUCCUUACCACUCACACCACUCUUGAACAUUCAGACUGUGCCUUCAUGGUUGACAACGAGGCCAUAUACGACAUCUGUAGAAGGAAUCUCGAUAUCGAAAGGCCAACCUAUACCAAUCUCAAUCGGCUCAUUGGACAGAUCGUGUCGUCUAUCACCGCGUCUUUGAGAUUUGACGGAGCCCUAAAUGUGGAUCUCACCGAAUUUCAAACAAAUCUUGUUCCAUAUCCUAGGAUUCAUUUCCCACUGGCCACUUACGCCCCGGUUAUCUCGGCUGAGAAGGCUUACCAUGAGCAGCUUACCGUAGCAGAGAUCACCAAUGCUUGUUUCGAGCCAGCUAAUCAGAUGGUAAAAUGCGAUCCCCGUCAUGGCAAGUACAUGGCUGUCUGCCUUCUGUAUAGAGGCGAUGUUGUACCCAAAGAUGUUAACGCUGCCAUCGCAACCAUCAAGACAAAGAGAACCAUACAGUUCGUUGACUGGUGUCCCACAGGAUUCAAAGUGGGGAUUAAUUAUCAGCCCCCUACUGUUGUACCAGGUGGAGAUUUGGCCAAAGUUCAACGGGCUGUUUGUAUGCUGUCCAAUACGACAGCCAUCGCCGAAGCGUGGGCCAGGCUGGACCACAAAUUCGAUCUGAUGUACGCAAAACGGGCUUUCGUCCAUUGGUACGUCGGAGAAGGAAUGGAAGAAGGUGAGUUUGCUGAAGCUAGAGAGGAUUUAGCAGCUCUCGAAAAGGACUACGAAGAAGUCGGUGUCGAUUCCAUGGAAGGUGAAGAAGAUAUGGCAGGCGAAGAAUACUAAAGUAAAUUGAAGAAGAAACCAUCAUCCGCCCACUGUUUUCUGCGAGCUUUCUUUAGUCUAAUUUCCCUUUCUCUCUAAUUUUUUGUUUCUCUAUGACUUUGAAUUUUUAUAUUUUUUUCUUACAAGUGUACCAAAUGGGAUUCAAAGUACUUAUUACGAUUAAGCGCAUAUUCUUGCAAAAAACAUCACUCUUAAAUGGCAGUCGUUGACUUGAAUAUUAAGUUUAUCGAUCUGAAUGUUAAGAGUGUCAUUGACUAUGCUAAGAAACAGAAGUUGAAAAAGGUAGUUUUAAUUUUAUUAGAUUUGUGUUAUUGCAUCUUUAUGUUUAGUAGCUAGAUAGAAUUGUAGCAAUUACAAUUGAAAUUAAAAUUAGUGUUAUCUAUCGAGUAUAUGUACGUACGUUUUUGGUGCACUGUUUGAAUUUGAAAGGCACUUUAGCAUAUAUUGUGUGAAAUAUUAAAUGCACAUAGCUAUGUAGCUGUAAAUACAGGAAGAAACAAAGCUCUAACUGUGAUUCAAAAGCGUGUUUUUACGUUUGUUACUGUUGCAACUUGCUCUCGUCCAGCACUGAUAAUUUGAAGGUAUUUUAUUUUACAAGUUGUCCAGUGGUGGGGAUUAUUAACAGUAAAUAAUUUAUAUUUCUAAGGCGUCGUUUAGUAAUUCUACUUUCGUCUAAUAGCAGUUAGUCUUUAAGUAGAAUUUGGAUGUCUCAAAUAAAAAAAAACUGUAGAGAAAUAUUAUAAGAAAAGAAUAUAUUUUAUUUUAUAUUCACUAAUGAUUAAGAAAAAAAUGAUUAUUUGUGGAAUUUUUUACAAGAUCGAAUUGUUUCAGUUUAUCAUGUGAUAUGAAUUUCUCUAAGUUUCUUAUAACUGAUAUUUAAAGUAAUGCAUUGUGUGAAUAAAUUUAGAGUUUGGCAAUAAUAAUACGAUUAAUUUUAGAUAAAUGAUUUCAAAUGCUAUUUCAUUCUUUUUAUUACCUAUGCUUUAGCUUUGCAGUUGCUUUGUUUACGUCAAAAUGCUGUUUAAAACCUUUUAUACUUUUUAAUGCUUUGAUAUUCAGCAAGAAUUACUGUGAUAGAAAGCAAGAUUUAAAAAAAAAAAAAAAAAAAAAAAAAAAAAAAA